AUGAGCUUCGCCUUCGACAUCGUCUUCAUAUCAUUUGUUACUGCCAUCCUGUUUAGGAAUGCCAGACCAGCAGAGUAUGGCUGUGAAAGAAGAUGGAUCUAUGAUUCGGCUAACGGACAUUGCUACUUCUAUCAUUUAGAAUUCCUAACUUGGGUCCAAGCCAGGGAUUCGUGCAUAAGUCUAGGUGCUAAUUUGACUAGCAUACACAGUUCAGAGGAAGAUGGAUUCAUAAUGGGAUUUAUCAACAACUAUGUGUGGAUUGGGGCAACCGACAUGGAGAAUGAAGGAGUAUUGAAAUUUACUGAUGGAACUCCUGUGGAUUUUGAAUUUUUUGGCAAUACAACUGGACACGGAUGGCUACAUGCAAAACGCGAUUGCGUUGCUAAAAGACACACAAAUAGCUACUGGUACUAUUACUUUUGUACUCGCACACAUUUUUUUCGAAGUGUCUGCAAAAAACGUCAUCAACUUAUUACCACUACUUUUCCUGCCACCACUACUAUUCCUGCCACCACUCUUAUUCCUGCCACCACUACUAUUCCUACCACCACUACUAUGCCUGCCACCUCUACUAUGCCUGCCACCACUACUAUUCCUGCCACCACUACUAUGCCUGCCACCACUACUAUUCCUGCUACCACUACUAUUCCUGCUACCACUACUAUGCCUGCCACCACUACUAUGCCUGCCACCACUACUAUUCCUGCCACCUCUACUUUGCCUGCCACCACUACUAUGCCUGCCACCUCUACUAUGCCUGCCACCACUACUAUUCCUGCCACCACUACUAUGCCUGCCACCACUACUAUUCCUGCCACCACUACUUUGCCUGCCACCACUACUAUUCCAGUAACCACUGCUAUUCCUGCCACCACAAUAGAAGGGAUGAGUAUUACAGCUGUUAUUCCUGAUCUUACUUCUUUUGCUACGGGUAGAACAAGCAGCUUCAGUGAUAUAAUACAAAUCGAAUUUCUGCUUUUUCCAAGUGUCGAGUCAAGCAUUGAUCACAUGUUUCAGGUCAACGACACCAUCCUUGUUAUUGCAUCUAUUUUUGGCUCCUUUCAACCGAUUUCAUCUCAGAUCAUUUGGUCCAUCACAGACCUUCUGUCAGGUGUCUCUUUUGAGUAUACCGUCUAUUCUGAAGAUGCAGUGCUUCUCUCUCUAACCAUACCUUCAGUUUUCACCAUUGAUGCAACUGCCAUUGGAAAGACUUACAACCUUACAACCACGGCAAAUGCAACGGUACUUCCCACCACCCAUAUACUCUGUCCAACUCAUGUCUUUACAAAUCAAGUAAUGUGGUGCGCCCUUCUGACAGACAGCAUCGUCGAGCAUUCAAGUUAUACCUUCUGCUUUGAGCACUCUGCCGACUCCUGCUUGACUACCAACCCAAGAUCGUGGUCUCUGAGUGACGUCCCCAGUGCCUUGACAGAAAGUGUGUCUAGCAUGGAUGGAUAUUUUGCUAGUUUUCUCAGUCACAGAUAUUCCUCGCUCGGCACUUAUGAAGUUUCUUCUUGGGUAUUCCAUACUUUGGCUGCAAAGGUGAAUGUGACAGUCAAGCAAUCAUGUAUCAGCAGUCUGACCGUGGAGGCCAAAGAGAUGUGUAAUAGUCUGUAUCCUGGUGUACACUUCAAGGCUUUCAAUAUUCAUGUCAUGGCCCAUAUGGAGAUUGAUGAACGGUGCAUUGAACCCAUGAGCACUCAUUUGAAGUGGUGGAUAGUCACAUCAGAUGUUGACGGUGCCAUAGUUACUGUUUUUGAAAGGAUCACACAUACACAUCAAGUGACGAUUCCAGGGGGAAUUCUGCCUUAUGGUGCUCAUAGUUUAAAUCUGAAAGCUGAAACACGUAAAAAGGCAUCAGAGGAAAUCAUUGUUGAAGAACAUAUCGCCACUCGAUUGGAAAUCCAGCCAUCCUCGUUAGUAGCAGUUAUCAAUGGUGGAGCCUCAAGGUCACAUGGUGUAUCGUCCAGUUUGGUAGUGAAUGGAUCAACUUCAUAUGACCCUGAUGUGACUGAUGGGUCAUCCAGUGAUCUGACCUUUGUGUGGUAUUGUUUAAUGGUUGAUGGUGAAACCAUGUACGUGUCUAUGGAUGAAGCAAUGCAACAUAUAGAUGAUGCAUGUUUUGAAGGUGAAAUACUAAUGCACUCAACCUCAUCAACAUUGGUUGUAAUGGCCAACAAGCUUAAUGCUGAUGUGACAAUGGAUUUCUGGCUCAAUGUUUUGAAAGAGGGAAGAGUAUCUGGGCUAACAAAACAAAGAAUCCAUUUGAAGUCGGGGCGAUUACCAGACGUACAAAUCAGAUGCAUCAGUAAUUGCAACACGUACUUAUCAACAGUCGAGCGUCUUGUCCUGCAUGCCUCAUGCAGCAACUGUAACAGUGAAGACGUGUCUUUCCAAUGGAGUGUUGAAUCAGAUGGCAGCACAGUUUUCAGUGACUUAUCUACCAAUACUACAACAGGUCUUGACCAACCCUACCUGGUCAUCAAACCUCAUACCUUUGAUUCCUUUUCUGAAAGCACUGGCAUUGCUUUACGAGUUACAGGCUUUCAGUCUACCUUUGAUUCUGAAGGCUACGCUGAGUUCAUUGUCAACUUGAAUGCUCCACCGGCACUAGGCUGUUUUGUUGUGACACCCAGAGAAGGACAUGCCCUCCAAACUGAUUUCACUGUGAUAUCGUUUGGUUUCAUCAGUGUGGAUAAACCCUUGACAUAUCGAAUUGUUUCAUUCAACCGUGUGGAUUUUGCGAAUGGAGAAUUUGUGGGCAGAGGAGAGGGUUUUCUUCUGUAUGAAGGGAGCAAGGGGCUCAUAGAUGAUAUAUAUCUUCCAGUUGGAGAUAGUUCUUAUGAUUACACUGUACUGCUACAAAUCAUUGCUCAAGAUUGCUACGGGGCUAGUACAACAAUAUUUGUUACCGCAAAUGUUUAUCCUCCGACCACACUUUCCCAACCUCCAACUGAACAGGAAUACCUGGAGAUGAGGUUGUCUGUUGGAUCCAGUGUGCACGCAUUAUUAGCCGUAGGAGACAUUGGACGAGCUGCACAGGUCAUCCAUGUUCUCGGAUCAAUUCUUAAUGUCAUUGGAGAAGAGGUUGCUACUAGUGAGGAUGAAGAGGGAAGAGGGAGCAGAGCAGAGAUUCGUUCUUCUUUCAUCGACAUUAUUGCUGCAAUGCCAAUAGAAUCAAUGACCUCUCUGCUACAGAACUCUGCUGCUCUUGCUUGUAUUACUCGAAACAAUCAAGAAAUUUUAACUGAUGUGCAGAUGGAAGCUGUAAAUGUUCUUACUGAAAUGACAUCAUUCCUGAAUUCAAAAUCUGGAUCUUGCACCCAAGCUCAAGAAAAUAUUGAGUCUGCUGGUAGAAUUCUGAUUGAGGGGCUGUCAAACAUCUUAAUUUCUGCAGAGGAUUACCUACAAGAAGACCAUUAUAAGAAUUUGAUGGAAGUUGCCAUGUCUACGACCAGUGACAUCCAAGAUGCUAUAGUUGCAGGCAAGAUUCCCAGUGAAGAAGCUACCAUCAUAACAUCGCCUACACUGAGCUUAGCAGUGGGGAGUAUCAGCAAGGACAAACUGGCUGAGACAACCUUCAGGGGAUCAGAGACCACUGGUAGCUUUAGAAUGCCUUCAAAGGACGACAUUCAUCACAGUAUGGAACAUGUCCACGACUCAGUUGUCGGAAUCAAGAUGGCAGCAUGGAGUAGGAACCCUUUCCCUUGGGUAGCUGGCGGUGACUCUGUCAGGUCCAGUAUUGUAGAGAUUCAGCUGAUGGGGGAUCAUGUACUAGACUUCCAUGAAUUGACUGCGGAUAUCGAUAUCCAAAUACCAAUGAGAGACACUCUUUUGACCAAUCCCAUUGCGGUGCACCUUACGAAGAAUGCCUCGGCUUCAGUUAUUAUUGACCACUCGUCCUUGCCUGAGGAGGGCGCCCUUUACCUUACAAUCUUGGCUGAGACUGAGCCCUUGGUGGUCCUGUCUGUCUGUACAGCUAUUAACAAUACUCAGGAGCCAAGCUGUCUUGGAAGUCAUCUAAUUUUGAGUGUUGAUAAUACACCAGUUGAUAGUCCUGCUAAUUACACAUGGAAUAUCCCCUUAAAUGAUUUGAGUGCCUCAAAUGGGAUCAUGUUAAGGUUGCAUGAUGGCAAAGAUCAGCCCGAGUAUGAAGAUGACAACAUCACACUCUCUGUUUUCAUGCACACCUUACAGUGUAUUUUUUGGCAUGAAGACCGAGAAGGAUGGGACAGCGAAGGAUGCAAGGUCGGUCCUCUCUCUAAUCCUUCCUCAACCCACUGCCAAUGCAAUCAUCUGACUUUCUUGGGAGUCUCUGUUCUUGUCCCACCGAGCCAAGUCACUAUUUUCAACGAUCCCAUGCCUGUUGAAAGCAGUCACAGUCAUCAUCAUGACGACGAACAUCCUGGCUUGCACUUCUUCCUUUGGGUCGUAAUAGGCUAUUUUUCAUACUGCUUACUAAUUUUGAUAUGUAUGGGAUGUUUGAUUGGGAUAAAAAUUUUCAUUGAUAGGUAGCAUUGUAGCAAAUUUGGUGACUAUAACAUUGAUUACAAGAAAUAGCAGCUUUGCCCCAUUUUUAUGCAUCAAUCAGGCACGGAUUGUGAAGCUCACAAUCAAUUUUAUAGUGAUCAGAAAUGGUAAGUCAAAUCAUCCCAUUGAUAUAUGAAUCUAUUUGAACUAUUAACCUCUCAAAAAUUUGUUAUAUUAAUAUGAAUCCAUGUUUGAUGAUCUCAUGAGUUGUCUGCAGAACUAAAGACAAAACUUAUUUUGUGCAAACAUUUAAAGUGACUUUUUAUGGGUAAACAUUUUCUUGUGUGUGUAAGAGGGCAAUAACAAACAGGAGUAUUUGUCUCUGAUAGUUUUGGCUGCAUUAUAUCCUAUUGAAUUUGUACACAAAAUAUUGUUGAGCAUAGUAAUACCACAUCUGAGCAUUUUUUUAAGGAUUUUCCCAUUUCAUAAGAUCAUAUAUCUAUUUUUGUAGACAUUUCAUUACAUUAGCUUAUUACAACAAGGAAGUGUUUAAAGAUAUAAACAUAUAGUACUUUCUGAGUUUCAUUUGAUGCAUUCAUGUAAAAGUAAUAAUGAUGAUAAUAACAGUA
Messenger RNA from Lytechinus variegatus (green sea urchin), 5099 nucleotides. RefSeq names its product sperm receptor for egg jelly-like. NCBI's taxonomy places the organism in Eukaryota, Metazoa, Echinodermata, Echinoidea, Temnopleuroida, Toxopneustidae. The record is from RefSeq and is a predicted model, not a curated record. Bases 1 to 4515 code for a protein of 1504 amino acids. The transcript has 20 exons.